Salvelinus sp. IW2-2015 is the source of this 619-nucleotide messenger RNA. The record is from RefSeq and is a predicted model, not a curated record. NCBI's taxonomy places the organism in Eukaryota, Metazoa, Chordata, Actinopteri, Salmoniformes, Salmonidae.
UUGAGUCCACUCAAAGAUUCCCAGUCAUGUAGCUUUAGUUUGUACUCGGUSUUCAAACACAUUCAAUGGCGAAGCGAACUACGGCAUCGUGUCGUAAUUAUAUAAUAUAUAUUUUUUAUGGAUCACAUUACAACGUGUUUUGAGCGGUCGUGGUUUUUGGCGCGCGUUCUUUUGACAUACCAUUUUGGCAGAGCGCGCACCACUCUGAAUGUGACACCUUGGAYAGUUGACGGAUUGGGGAAAAUGCCUCAUCGAAGUUUGUCAUCGUUAAGAACUCAAACUUUGCAAUUAAUAUAUUUAAGCUUUUGCAAAAUUAACUUGGAAUGAAUGAAGAAUGCAUAUCGUUUGGGAAAUAUUUUUGAUUUUUCAAGUAUAUUUCAUCUGUACAUCAGCACAGCUAAUUUCACCAAAGAUUCAUGACGGUUGGUGGGCGUACAAAGAUGCUGUCCAAGGGAGCUUUGUUCCAGUACCAUCGUUCUGGGGGCUAGUGAAUUCCGCCUGGAACCUGUGUUCCAUGGGAAAGAGGCAGUCGCCGGUCAACGUCGAGACCAGUCACAUGAUCUUUGACCCCUUCCUCACCCCUCUACGUCUCAACACAGGCGGACGCAGCAAGAUCUGA